GGCGAUUAGUGCAGAACAGUGGUGCGCAAGCGCACCCUUUAAGUUGUUGUUAGUGGCGGUAAGAUGGCGGCGCUCGGAGAUGCAUCAGCUCCGGGGGUGAAUGGGUUAAUACAACAAUUCACAGCUAUUACAGGGGCAACAGAGAGUGUAGGGAAGCAUAUGCUGGAGGCAUGCAACAACAACCUAGAGAUGGCAGUGACCAUGUUUCUAGAUGGAGGGGGGAUUGCAGAGGAGCCCAGCACCAGCUCCAGUUCAGCAGCAACCUCCAGCAGCAGAGUUCCCCCCACAGAUGAUGAUGUACGGGCGCCUAUUCCCCAAAAGCAGGACAUACUGGUGGAGCCAGAGCCACUGUUUGGAGUGCCAAAGCGUAGAAGACCAGCUCGGUCCAUAUUUGACGGCUUCCGGGACUUCCAAACAGAAACCAUCCGACAGGAGCAGGAGUUGAGGAACGGCAGUGCGGUAGACAAGAAGCUGAGUACCCUGGCAGACCUGUUCCGCCCUCCUAUUGAGCUCAUGCACAAAGGCAGUUUUGAGACGGCAAAAGACUGCGGUCAACUGGAGAACAAAUGGUUAAUGAUCAACAUCCAGAAUGUGCAGGAUUUUGCCUGCCAGUGCCUGAAUAGGGAUGUGUGGAGUAACGAUGCUGUGAGGACCAUCAUCAGAGAGCAUUUCAUAUUUUGGCAGGUGUACCACGACAGUGAAGAGGGACAGAGAUAUAUCCAGUUCUAUAAAUUGAACAAGUUUCCCUAUAUAUCCAUCUUGGACCCCCGCACAGGUCAGAAGAUGGUGGAGUGGAACCAGCUGGACGUUGCGUCCUUCCUUGAGCAAGUGACGGGGUUCCUGACGGAACAUGGCCAACUCGACGGCCCAUCCAGCCAAGCACCCCCCGCCAAACGUGCUCGCUCGGAGAGUCUGAUAGAUGCCAGUGAGGACAGUCAGCUUGAAGCAGCCAUCCGAGCCUCCCUCCAAGAAACCCACUAUGACUCGUCCUUCGCCCCGGAUCCCCCAGACUCCCCCCGAUCCGAAGACGACUCGGACGCAGAGCCCUUUACCGAUAGCGAGGGCGUCAUCUCUGUUGACUGCUCUGACAACGAGACAGCAGAGGUCCAGGAGGAGGGCAGCUCCUUGAGUCAACAUAACCCUGCUGGACAAGCCAAUCCUACUCCCACUGUCCUGCAGUCUCUCCGACCCGACAGCCCUCCAACUCGUCACAGGAAGUCACCCUCUAAAGAGAAUAACCACAGGAAAGAAGAGAGCAAAAAGAACCACCUAGAACCUCUGGUGCCUGGGCCCAGUUGUUCCCAGCCUGACCCAGACUCGGAGCAUUGUUUGGGGGAGAACCAUCGCACUUCAAGUAGCUCCAGACCUGCUAAGACCAGCACCACAGAACCCUAUGACCUUGACUGCCUUGACGACAAUGGUCCUAAAACCAGACUGAUGCUUCGCUACCCGGAUGGACAAAGAGAGCAGAUUGCCCUGUCAUCUAAUGCCAAGCUUAUGGCCUUGGUGAGACACGUCCAAAGGAAGGGUUAUCCCAACGAACGCUUUGAGCUCGUCACCAACUUCCCUAGACGGAAGCUGGCUCACUUGGACUAUGACAUCACACUGCAGGAGGCGGGACUCUGUCCGCAAGAGACUGUAUUUGUGCAGGAGAGGAAUUAGCCCACUCUGAACUAGCCCUCAUAUCUAUCUAUAUAUGGUAGACCUGUAUGUCUCUGAUCACCUGGGAGGAUGGCAACACAGACCUCUCUUUUCUUCAUUUUGGAUGACCUUAGGCCACAGCCAGGACACCUGCUGGAUGGACUUCACUUCUUACCAUGCCACUGGGUGGAGUCCCUGGCCUGGGAACAUUUGUCUCGAAUGAGCACCCGUCAUUGUGCACUGCCUGUGGCCAAUUAAGAUGUCAUUGGUGGCAUAGCCUUCCCUCUUUUAUUGGACCCUGAUGUUCUCUAUUCUGAUAUACUUUUAUUCUUAGACAUACAGAGUAUAGUAGAUUGAACAUGCAAUGAACAAAGUGUUCCAAAUACUGUUAAGGCUGGUACAUCAGCACCAGAUUCUUCAAAAGCAAAUUCUUGUGAUUAUUCAAAAGCGGGGCUCGACAUCAGUGCUUAUCCUCUUGUCCGGGACAAGCAAACUUUUGGGUGGAUGAAAGUGGUAUGCUGGGAAACAAAAAAUCUAUGUGAUAAUUUUUUUUCUAGAAUUUACAUAGCUUUGACGCUGCAUGUUGUUAACAACUGACAAGUUAGUGUUUUUAAAGCAAGGACCAAACCACCUACAUGUUGUGCUCGUGAUCUCAGGUUUAUUUCUCUGAGGUGUGCGUGCAUUAGUUCAAAUUAGAUGUGCAGAUUUUUUCUUUCAGUAUGUAGGAUGAUGAAGAUGAUGAUCCCAUUUGUCAUAUGCCUUUGUUCUUUGUUAUUAUCACAGCAUACCAUUAACUGCCAUCAAGUGUCUCCAAUAAACAAUACAGGCGCUA
Osmerus eperlanus (European smelt) is the source of this 2473-nucleotide messenger RNA. RefSeq names its product UBX domain protein 7 (gene ubxn7). Bases 64 to 1662 code for a protein of 532 amino acids. Gene Ontology annotation, cellular component: nucleus. NCBI's taxonomy places the organism in Eukaryota, Metazoa, Chordata, Actinopteri, Osmeriformes, Osmeridae. The transcript is spliced from 11 exons. Gene Ontology annotation, biological process: proteasome-mediated ubiquitin-dependent protein catabolic process. The record is from RefSeq and is a predicted model, not a curated record. Gene Ontology annotation, molecular function: ubiquitin binding.